CGAAUCCCAAGUCGGGCUCAAUGCGUACAAGGCCUGUAACCUCUCCCCAACUUCGUCGAAGAUGUCUCGAGCCCGCUUCCGACGUGCAACCGUAUGUUAUCGUGGCUUCUUUAUUCAACGAGUAUCAUGUGUGUCUUCCCUCGGACAUCGUCUCUAUGUCUCGCUGGCGAGCGCGCGUUCACUGACUGACGACAUCUCUCAAAUAGGCGCCGGGAGGCCUAGGUAACCUGGCUGUGCAUAAACUCAUUCAUAUACCGGCAUAGAAGACAACCC
Messenger RNA from Schizophyllum commune H4-8, 273 nucleotides. RefSeq lists its product as uncharacterized. Lineage: Eukaryota; Fungi; Basidiomycota; Agaricomycetes; Agaricales; Schizophyllaceae. Bases 62 to 226 code for a protein of 54 amino acids. The transcript has a single exon. The record is from RefSeq and is a predicted model, not a curated record.